UCUAUCCAUUAAUUAUACUAUUACUGUAUCCUGACAGAACUCUCUUCUAACAAUGUCACCUAUUUUCCUUCUCCUUGUCUUAAUCCUGCAAACAUAUUUAUGUUCCUUUCAAUCUCUCGCCCAAAAAUGUCCUCUGCCUCCAAGAUGUCCUCCGAUUUCACCGCCACCACGUCCUCGUCCUUUCCCUCGUGUCCGCCCUCGACCGCCUUUAUACCCUCCUUCACGCCAUCUCAUGCCUCGCCAACCUGCCGCAAAUCCUGGACCCUUAUCUAGUAGAACUAGAAUUCUGUUUAUCACUCAGCAACUUAAACGGAACAUUACGUCUGACCCUAAAGGCUACACUGCCACAUGGGUCGGAAACAAUUACUGCCUCUUUAAAGGGUUCUUUUGCGAUACGGUUCCUGACAGGAACAUCACCGGACUCGCUUCUGUCGAUUUUAACGGGGCUAAUUUUGGCGGUAACUUGAAUUUCUAUCAUUUUAUCAUGAAUUUGCCUGAUAUAGCCAUUUUCCAUGCGAAUUCUAACAAUUUCAGUGGCCCAAUUAGUCCAAACCUCAGUCAGUUGCGGUACUUCUAUGAACUUGAUUUGAGUAACAACAAUUUCAAAGGAGGAUUUCCAACAAAUGUUCUUGCAGUACAAAGGUUAAAAUUUGUAGACAUUCGUUUCAACAAUUAUCUCGGUUCUGUUCCAGCUCAAGUAUUCAAUAUCGACACGGAUGUUCUUUUCAUAAACAAUAAUAAUUUCAAUCAGACAAUCCCCACAAACUUCGGCAAUACUCCAGCACUGUAUCUCACAAUAGCUAACAACAAAUUUACAGGAUCCAUCCCAAGAAGUAUCGGCCGAGCCUGGAAUACUCUGACAGAGGUCGUGUUCUUAGGCAACGGCUUGACAGGCUGUUUACCAUUCGAAAUCGGCUACUUGCAGAAGGCGACAUUGUUGGAUGUUGGCAGAAACUUACUCACGGGUCCAAUUCCUCAAUCUUUUGGCUGCUUGGCGAAAUUGGAGUACUUAAAUAUGGGUCAUAACAUGUUUUACGGGCCAAUACCUGAGGUUUUAUGCAGGCUGCCAAAUGCAUUUAAUUUUACACUGACUUAUAACUAUUUCACUCAAGUUGGUCCACAAUGCAGGAUUCUGAUAAGAGCAAGAAGAUUAAAUGUGAAUAAUAAUUGCAUUUUAGGGUUGCCUAAUCAAAGACCAGCGGCGGAAUGUGCGAGGUUUUUUGCGAAGACGAGGAGUUGUGCUCGUGAGACUAGUUUUUCUAUUAUUCCAUGUAGUCUUCCUGCUACUUCCAUGAAAAUACAGUCACCUCCUGCUGAAAAUGAAGCUCCUCCUGCUCCACAAACCUAUAAGGCCCUGGAAAAACCUUCUCACCAUUGAUUGGUGGAUUCAUGUUAGAGAUUGUUGUGGUUUAGGUAUUGCAUUGUGUUUGAUGUUUGUUAGUGUUUUAUUUAGGACGUGCAAUUACUUAUAUAUCUGCAAAUUGUUGUUUUUUCCAACUUCUUCGCUGUCUUCAACAUUAUUAUCUACUGUUGGUACACACAAAAUUAAGUUGAAAUUUUCCUCUUUUCUCUU
This is a messenger RNA of Mercurialis annua (annual mercury), 1573 nucleotides long. RefSeq lists its product as uncharacterized. The transcript has a single exon. The coding region runs from base 53 to 1378 and encodes 441 amino acids. The record is from RefSeq and is a predicted model, not a curated record. Gene Ontology annotation, molecular function: protein binding. NCBI's taxonomy places the organism in Eukaryota, Viridiplantae, Streptophyta, Magnoliopsida, Malpighiales, Euphorbiaceae.